AUGAAGCGUCCAGCAUCUCAAGUCAAGCUGAAGGCAGCGCCGCAGGCUUGGUCAGUCAUUGCGCUGGACUUGAAACAACAACUCGUGCGAAAGUUUGAGAGUGAACGCAAGCCCCGGCGUGCGGUUGAGAUGGCCAAAUAUGUGCGAGAGAUGUUUCCUUUCUAUGGCUUGAAGGCACCUCAACGAAGAAAUUCUGCCCGAACUGUUCUCCAACAGUGGCGGAAGGCUCAUGGCAUCCAGACAGUCCAGGAGGAUUUGGCCAAAGCUGUGCUGCGUGCACUCUAUGCUUGCAAAGAGCGAGAAAUGCACUAUGUGGGUGCUGAGUUUUGUGCUGAACUCAUGCGUUCCGGCCCAGUAACACCAAGGUUCCUGGAUGUUGUGAAGUUCGGUGUGACCACCAAGAGCUGGUGGGACACUGUGGACAUUUUUGCCGCUUCGGCCAUGUCCAACUACAUCUUGACUUGUGGGCAAGGGAAGCCUUGCAAGGAAGUUCUGCAGGUGAUGGAUCGUUGGGCAGUAUCUGAGAACCUUUGGCUUCGACGUACGGCUAUUCUUAGCCAGCUGAAACUUAAGGACAAGGCCGACUUGACAAGACUGACACGGUACGUUUUGCAGAACAAGGAUCACGAGGACUUCUUUGUUAAGAAGGCCAUUGGCUGGGCAUUGCGACACCAUGCCCACUAUGACCCCAAGUGGGUCCGACAGUUCCUGUCAGAACACGGUGAUGGCCUUGCCAGUCUCUCAUACAAGGAGGCAUCAAAGCAUUUGAAGUGA
Durusdinium trenchii is the source of this 774-nucleotide messenger RNA. Lineage: Eukaryota; Dinophyceae; Suessiales; Symbiodiniaceae. The record is from the annotation of a GenBank genome assembly.